AUGCAAGAACUCUGGCUGCUUCGUUUGAAUUGGGAUGAGUCAGUACCUCAAGCUCUUCACUCUGCAUGGGAAACGUUCGUUCAAGACCUCCAUACACUUUCUUCUAUGAAGAUACCGCGAUUUUGCCUAACAAUAGGCCCUCAACAAGUAGACAUCCACGGAUUUUGUGAUGCCUCAAUAAGAGCAUAUGGAUGUUGCAUUUAUCUUCGUUCUCAGGAUAAGUCAGGUAACGUGACAGUCAAACUAUUUACUGCAAAAUCCCGCGUAGCUCCGAUAAAGAGGAAAUCGUUGCCUAAGUUAGAGUUAUGUGGUGCGUUACUACUUGCCAGGUUAUUACAAAAAAUUCAGCCGACACUCGCUCACCUCGAAGGAGAAACAUUUUUUUGGACGGAUUCCCAAAUAGUUCUGCAUUGGUUGAAACAACAUUCCUCGACUCUGUCUGCCUUUGUAGGCAACCGUGUGGCUGAAAUCCAAGAUAUAACUCGCGCUGGUCAGUGGCAGCACAUAUCUACAAAAAUUAAUCCAGCUGAUAUUGUUUCUCGUGGUUGUACCAAUCGCCAACUAACGGAGUCUACGUGGUUCACUGGACCAGAAUUUUUAUUACGUGAAAGAAAACAUUGGCCUCAACCAGAACAUAGCAAUUUAGAUAUGGAAGUAGUCAAUAAGGAAAGAAGAAAACUUGCGUUUACUCAGGUAACUAAAGAAAAUUAUUUGCUGACAGUUAUAUCAAAGUAUGGCUCCUAUACUAAAAUACUACGAAUAGUAGCGCAACUACAUCGAUUCCAUCAGUUAACCAAGUAUAAAGAGAAAGCUGACGUAGAGUUCAUUCAACCUAUGCAAUUACAAAAAGCACUGCAUUGUAUUGUUUGGAUUAUCCAAAAUCAUUUUUUUUCUCAGGAUAUACAAGGCCUACAGCGAGGUAACCCAGUGGAAGGGUCACUCAAGCACCUAAACCCAUUCUUGGAGGAAGCGUCAGGUUAUCAACUCUUAAAGGUAGGAGGGCGUCUCGCACUUAGUGACAUUGCCAGGGGUCAGCGACAUCCGAUUCUACUGCCUAAAGGCUGUUAUUUUGUGGAAUUGUACGUUCGGCAUCUUCAUCUGAGCAACUAUCAUGCAGGAGCCAAGGCAUUAAUCGCCCUUACUCGACUUAAGUUUUGGAUACUAAACAUUCGCGAUAUUGCGCGUCGAACGGUUCGGUCUUGCAUUCACUGCGUGCGUUACAAACCGAAAUUGCUUGGUCAAAUAAUGGGUAACCUUCCUAUUGAACGCGUCACUCCCAGUAGGCCAUUCGCUCGUACAGCAGUAGAUUUUUGUGGGCCAGUAUUAACGUAUCUUGGUAUUCGGGGAAAAGCCCCAUUCAAAACGUAUAUAGCUAUCUUCGUCUGCUUAUCAACAAAGGCGGCACACAUCGAGGCAGUGUCAGAUUUAACUACGGACGCCUUUAUCGCAGCACUAAAAAGAUUGAUCGGCAGAAGGGGACUGCCAUCAGAUAUCUACUGCGAUAAUGCAACAAAUUUUGUUGGUGCUAGCAACAAGCUGGCUGACUUGAAAAACUUUUUAUUUAAUAAAACUAACCAAUCUAAUUUGCAGACUUUUUGCACCAACCAAUUCAUCAAUUUCAAUUUUAUACCGCCUAGGACGCCUCACUUCGGUGGGCUAUGGGAGGCGGCUGUGAAAAUUGCUAAGGGCCAUCUGAACCGAACCCUUGCAAACACUCGUCUUACGUUUGAGGAACUUGGAACAGUACUGAUUGAAAUCGAGGCCAUACUUAAUUCGAGACCAAUAUCACCGCUGUCUUGCGAUCCAAGCGACUAUGAUGCAUUGACACCAGCACAUUUUCUUAUCGGCGGCCCACUUAAGACAUUACCGGAAUCAACAUCUCAAUAUGAUAAAUUGCCACUAGCAGAUAAGUGGGUCCGUGUGAAGGCUGUAAAACAUCAUUUCUGGCGCCGAUGGGCUCGAGAUUAUCUAAACGAGCUGCAGACACGUACCAAAUGGACAAAGGAACAAUCAAACGUCAGCAAUGGAACAUUAGUAAUAAUCCACGAGGAUAAUAUGCCCCCACAACGUUGGCUGAUGGGAAGAAUCAUUCACUGUGUAAACGGUCCAGAUAAGCAUAUUCGCGUAGUCGAUCUGCAGACAUCCAAAGGAGUCAUCCGUCGACCAAUCCACAAACUUGCACUAUUGCCAGCUUGA
Molecule: messenger RNA, 2196 nt
Organism: Teleopsis dalmanni
Lineage: Eukaryota; Metazoa; Arthropoda; Insecta; Diptera; Diopsidae
Exons: 1
Coding region: 1-2196 (731 amino acids)
Biological process (GO): DNA integration
Molecular function (GO): nucleic acid binding
Source: RefSeq, a predicted model, not a curated record